This is a messenger RNA of Syzygium oleosum, 2254 nucleotides long. RefSeq lists its product as uncharacterized. The record is from RefSeq and is a predicted model, not a curated record. NCBI's taxonomy places the organism in Eukaryota, Viridiplantae, Streptophyta, Magnoliopsida, Myrtales, Myrtaceae. Bases 683 to 2023 code for a protein of 446 amino acids. The transcript is spliced from 2 exons.
AAGAAACCCUCUUCUUGUAGGUGCAGUACUAUAUAAUGACCGAGUUUUUAUUUUUCAAGAAUCCGCUUCUCUCUCUCUCUCUCUCUCUCUCUCUCUCCUCCUCAAGAAAGGUCCUUCCUUUAGAGCCCUCUUGAGGCCGGAUGGUUCUGGCUUUCGUGAGCGCCUGCCUUGGUUCCUCGCCUUAUUUUCUGGAGAUGCUCUUGGUGCUGUCGAGCUGCGAAGCUCUAUUCAGGGUCUUGCUCAGAUAAGUGGGUGUUCUCUUUCUCUCUGUUGCACAACAUUCUGGGUUGUUGAAAAUCUUGGGUGUGUUUUGGUUCGAGUUGUGGUGAUUUUGGUGUGCCUGGGGAUGCGUGAAGGGUUGAGCUGCAAUCGGUGGGAUUAAGCUUGGUCACGGAGAUUUUUUGUGGGAUCCUUGUUGUAAUGGUUGGGUUAGUGCUCCUGUGAUGUGAAAGGUGCUUGCUUUGAGGAUCUGGGAACUGUCAGAAGGAUCCCGAAACGUGCGUGGAAUUUGCUUGAGCUAGGUAAAAAAAAAAAAGAGAUGGUUUGCUUCAUUUUGGCCCUCAGGGUGGAUGAAUUGCGUUGGCAGAUGGCUAUGCUCGCUUAAGAAAUUUAUAAGAUAGGGUUUUAACUUUUAAGUGAGAAAAGCUCGCGUGUCUUGAUUAAUUGUUGUUUGCGAAAAGCAAUGGAAGGGAAUAUGUCACAAGGAGGUAUGAUCCCAGGUAAUCCUGCAUAUGGAGGUCUAGAUUUGCAUAGGUCAAUUCAAAUCCACGGUCCAGCGCAACAAUCGCACACUCUUCAUCAGCAGCAUCACCCUCAUCCUCGCCAAACACCUGGGGUCCACCCCUCGAUCCAUGAGGGUUUCCCGCUUACCAUGGGAACGUUGCCAGGUUGCGAUCAGAUGAUCUCUGUGGGAGAUUUUAACAAAGGGGAGAGGUGCAAGAACUCGGCGAGUGAUGACGAUGAUCCAAGCUUUACCGAAGAUGGUGUUGAUAGUCAUAAUGAUGUAAGCAAAGGGAAAAAAGGGUCACCAUGGCAACGGGUGAAAUGGACUGAUAAGAUGGUUAAACUUCUGAUCACUGCUGUCUCCUAUAUAGGUGAAGAUUCAGGUUCAGAUUGUGGGGGCGGGGGACGAAGAAAGUUUGCUGUCUUACAGAAAAAGGGUAAAUGGAAGUCGAUUUCGAAGGUUUUGGCUGAGAGGGGUUACCAUGUCUCACCUCAGCAGUGUGAGGAUAAGUUCAAUGACCUUAAUAAGAGGUACAAGAAACUCAACGAUAUGCUUGGUCGGGGGACUUCUUGCCAGGUGGUCGAGAAUCCUGCACUUUUGGAUGUGAUAGAGUUCCUUACGGAGAAGGAGAAGGAUGAUGUCAGGAAAAUUUUGAGCUCAAAGCAUUUGUUCUAUGAAGAGAUGUGCUCUUACCACAAUAGCAAUCGGCUACAUCUACCUCAUGACCCAGGCUUACAACGCUCUCUGCAGCAGGCUCUCAGAAGUAGAGAUGAUCAUGAGAAUGAUGUCAGAAGAAACAGCCUUGAUGACUUUGAUGAGGAUGAUCAAGAUGUGGAUAAUGAUGAUCAUGACGAACAUGAGGAUAAUCAUGCUCCUCAUGGCGAUGGCAGGGCAAUGUGUGGGGUUUUGCAGGGUUCUGCAAAGAGGAUGAAGCAAGUCCAAGGCCAUGAAGAUUUCAGUUUUGGGACUUCCUUGAAUGUUCAAGAGUACAACAAAAGCUCCCAUUCCCAUUCUCAUGUUGUACAUCCUGAUAUGAAUCAAACUCUUUCAGAGAAUAGGGCGGGUUGGUUACAGAAGCAGUUGAAUGAAUCUCAUUCACUUCAACUUGAAGAACAGAAGUUACAAAUUCAAUACGAGAUGUUGGAGUUGGAGAAACAGCGCUUCAAAUGGGAGAGAUUUUGCAGGAAAAGAGACCGCGAAUUAGAAAAGAUGAAGAUGGAAAAUGAAAAGAUGAAGCUUGAGAAUGAACGUAUGGCUUUAGAAUUGAAACGAAAGGAGAUGGGUGUUGACUUUAGUUAGAUAGAUAGCCAGCUUUCCUUCUGUGGCUAGUAGCCGCCGUUAAUUAUUCAGUGGAGCGGUGCUACUCAAAUUCCAGUAGUAGAUGUUUAUUGCAAAAAAGAGAAGAUAUUCCGCUAUUAGAUGAGUGGCAAUAUAUGAUGGUCUGUUUCUUGUUGUUGAGCCUCAUCUUGUAAUGUCUCUCAUGUACUUGGUUUUAACUUGUGAUAUAUCUUUAGCCGCUGGAUUUGUGCC